Fusarium subglutinans is the source of this 1620-nucleotide messenger RNA. RefSeq names its product alpha-glucoside transport. Gene Ontology annotation, cellular component: membrane. The record is from RefSeq and is a predicted model, not a curated record. The transcript is spliced from 3 exons. Gene Ontology annotation, biological process: transmembrane transport; carbohydrate transport. Lineage: Eukaryota; Fungi; Ascomycota; Sordariomycetes; Hypocreales; Nectriaceae. Gene Ontology annotation, molecular function: carbohydrate:proton symporter activity. The coding region runs from base 1 to 1620 and encodes 539 amino acids.
AUGUCUCUCCACCAGAAACAAAACGUCGACCACAUCGAACAAGAUGUCACCUCCCAGAAAGAAUGGAGCCACGUCCAAGGCGAGCAAGGCGCCUCCAUCGACCGCAACAUGUCCCUCUGGCAAGCUAUAAAAGCCUACCCGGGUGCCAUAGCAUGGUCAUUCCUCCUAUCGUCGUCCAUCAUCAUGGAGGGGUAUGACAUUGUCCUCAUUGGCAAUCUCAUGGCUCAGCCGGCUUUUCAGAAGGCUUAUGGUGAUUGGUACGGCGAUAAACUCGGAUAUCAGAUUUCCGGGCCGUGGCAGGCUGGUCUUGGGAAUGGAACUGCUGUUGGGACUAUCAUUGGUGCUUUUGCUAAUGGUUGGCUCACGGAGCGGUUCGGAUACCGUCGUACGCUUGUUGCGUCUCUUGUCGCUGUCACGGGAUUCAUCUUCAUUACUUUCUUUGCGCAUGAUCUUCCGAUGCUUCUUGCGGGAUCUAUUCUCUGCGGUUUACCCUGGGGCGUUUUCGCAACUAUGGCUCCUGCCUACGCCUCAGAGAUCUGUCCCAUGGCUCUUCGUGGCUAUCUCGCCAACUACGUCUGUCUCUGCUGGGCUCUCGGCCAACUCCUCGCCGCUGGCGUCUUGUUCAGCUUUUCCGACAACGCAACCCAAUGGGCGUACCGUCUUCCCUUUGCGAUUCAGUGGAUCUGGCCUAUUCCUCUCAUCAUCAUUCUCUGGUUCACACCUGAAUCUCCGUACUGGUUGGCCAAGAAGAAUCGUCUUGAUGAAGCAAAGGGUGUUCUGAGACGUAUUUCGGCGAAGAGCAGCAAGACAGAUGAGGAUCUCGACAAGCAGCUUGCAAUGAUUGUUCAUACCAACAAGAUCGAGAGUGAACAUACCAAGGGCUCAAGCUACCUUGACUGUUUCAAGGGCAUCAACCUACGGCGCACUGAGAUCGUUUGUCUUGUCUUUGUCGCCCAGAACACAACUGGCGUUGGUAUCGGCGGUACACCUACCUACUUCUUCGUCCAAGCCGGCGUCGAUGCCAGCAACUCCUUCAAGUUCGCAACCGGUGCACUUGGCCUGGCUUCAGUCGGCGUCAUCAUCUCCUGGUUUCUCAUCUACCGCAUCGGCAGAAGAGCGCUAUACGUCUGGGCCUGCGGAAUCUGUACAGUACUUAUGCUCAUCAUCGGUAUUCUCGCCAGCGUUCCCCAGACUCAAGCUGUUAGCUUCGGUCAAGCUGGUGUUGUCCUGAUUUGGGAGAUCGUGUUCUACGCCACCAUCGGACCUGUUUGUUACGCCAUCAUUGGUGAGAUUCCUGCCGUUAGUGUUCGCAGUAAGAGUAUCUGUCUUGCUCGAAUCGCCUACUACAUCUCGCAGAUCCUCAACGGCACUUACGGCCCUUACAUGAUUAAUCCUACAGAGGGUAACUGGAAGGGCAAAGUCGGCUAUUUCUGGGCUGGACUUUCUCUGUUGACCUUCACUUGGGCCUACUUCCGUCUUCCCGAAACAAAGGACCGAACCUUUGAGGAGAUCGACAUCCUUUUCGCCAACCAGACUGCUGCUAGGAAAUUUGCUGAUACCAAGGUCGAUGCCUACGCUGAUGAUUCUGAGGGGCGAAUCAUCAAAGAGACUGAUGUCUGA